Anastrepha ludens (Mexican fruit fly) is the source of this 1223-nucleotide messenger RNA. RefSeq lists its product as uncharacterized. The transcript is spliced from 4 exons. The record is from RefSeq and is a predicted model, not a curated record. NCBI's taxonomy places the organism in Eukaryota, Metazoa, Arthropoda, Insecta, Diptera, Tephritidae. Bases 120 to 1184 code for a protein of 354 amino acids. Gene Ontology annotation, molecular function: transcription coactivator activity. Gene Ontology annotation, cellular component: SAGA complex.
AUAAAAUAUAACAUUUUUAUAUCUCACCGGGAAAAGUCAUCUAUGGCAUUGGGAUUAUAAAUAAUAAAUCUUGGCCGUAGAUAACUUCUUGGUUGUUCACUUAUUUUAGAGGAUUCAGAAUGCCGCGUCAACUUUGGGGUAAAUUGAAGGAGACGUCAAUAACAGAUAAUGAAUCUGAAAAAAUGGUUCCAGUUGUAGCAAAACGCGCGAAAUUAGAAGAAAUGCAAGAGAAAUUGCCGUCCUCCGUUAAGAAAAGUUGUGUGCAAUUAAAAGUUAAAAAUCCCCUAGUGACACAGACUAUAGAAGUAAUGAAGCAGACAGAAAUGUUGCAAUCACUUAUUGAUACAUAUUCCAACAAAUCGGGUACUUCUAACUACUUGCUGAAUCCUUGUCAAAUGAUACCUGAAGUAGAUUUCCCACCCGAAAAUGCCACUGAUUUCAUCAACGAUGAUAAAUUUGCAAAACCAAUAUGGUUUAUACCACCAAUUGAAACGCGGUUUGCUCGAGGUGUACCACAGUCUUAUCCUGAAAUUAAUCCCGAGAUUUGCCGGGCUGCAUUACGAAAAGCGGUUUGCGGACAGCUUCGUGUCUCUGGCUUCACAGAUAUAUCCGAAUCGGCCCUAAUUCUGUUUGCCGAUGCAGCACAAGAGUUUAUGCGUAACUUCAUGCUGCGGAUUCGUGAAGUGCAUGCCAAUAAUCCACAGACUGAAAUUCAAAAUGAAGUAGAAGUGAAGAGUCUCGAAAAAGCAUACUACUCAUUGGCUAAUGCGUCAUUGACUCAAGUCCAUAACUAUUUUAAGCAUCAGUUGGUGGCACGUAACCGCAGUGAAAUCGCUGAAUUUAAUGGUGUAUUGCAGGAAUAUGACAAAUUAAUGAAAGAGAGUCAGAGUAUGCAAAAAGAAGAAUUCCAAGGUGAUUUUUUGAAUAUACUUGAAAUGCCUGCGUCGAAUGAACCCAAUGUCAGUAUUCUGAGCAGCGGUAUGGAUAUGACGAGCGCAAGUUCCGCCAGCUCUCAAAGUGGUGCUGGAAUGUUGAGUAUGCUUGAAGGACAAUCUCACAUGUCGGUGCAGAGUGCAAGUAAUUAUAAAGAUGUACUUCGGACUAAACAUUCAGAUGUUACCUCAUCAGGACAAGAUAAUAGUGCAAAUGUUAACACAUAUACAACAGAAACUUUUCUGCAUUAAAGGUACAAAAUUUAAUAAAAAAAUAAAUAAAUAAUUGUA